Molecule: messenger RNA, 504 nt
Organism: Penicillium mononematosum
Lineage: Eukaryota; Fungi; Ascomycota; Eurotiomycetes; Eurotiales; Aspergillaceae
Exons: 2
Coding region: 1-504 (167 amino acids)
Source: RefSeq, a predicted model, not a curated record
AUGGCUACCCUGUUGUUGGGAAUAGAGUGGACAACCCUUCGACAUCAGAUAGCUCCCCACCGCAGCAAAAUCCAGGUCCUUCCCUCAGACUCCCGCGAGACUUGUCACAACGGCCAUGCUCGAGGCAAGGAUGAACAGCACAAGGCUGUGUGGGCCGACAACAUCGACUCUGAUUUCGUCGGGCCGGACGGCAUUGUCCUCGAUGAUAAGGAGACUUUUGCUGGAGCAGAUCUAGCUCGUGCCCUCGAAAUAUUUCCUGAACAGCGUCGGGAUACCGCUUUGAGGGAGUUGAGAGAACUAUUAGCUGAUAGUGAUGUGGAGGACGAAGGGGAUUGGGAACUUGACGUGGGACUGUAUGGCGUGUACCACUCGUACUGUGUAAUGACGCAUCCUUUGAUCGAAGAUGAGGAGGCUCUUGAUGGCGGUGAGCUGUUGCAUGUUUUCUUUGGACGAUUGUGGGAAUGUGGUGAGACAGUGGCGAACGGAGAAGGACGGCGGAGAUGA